AUGGUAUCUGAUGAAGAACAACGAUUAGUCGAUGUCAGACUUGCUGUACGAGAAGCUAAACGAGCUAUCAAGAAGAAAAUAAAAAAAGACGAUGAAUAUGCCGAAAACUCGAAUGAUGAUGAAGAGAAUGAACUGGAAGAAGAGGAAUCAUCACCAACACUAAAGAAAAAGUUAUCUUCAAUUACAGUUGUCGUAUCAAAUCGACUACAAUGGACAUGUAAACAGAAACCAAUCAAUUAUCAUGUAUGA
Rotaria sp. Silwood2 is the source of this 249-nucleotide messenger RNA. Lineage: Eukaryota; Metazoa; Rotifera; Eurotatoria; Philodinida; Philodinidae. The record is from the annotation of a GenBank genome assembly.